Athene cunicularia (burrowing owl) is the source of this 1101-nucleotide messenger RNA. RefSeq names its product HtrA serine peptidase 2 (gene HTRA2). Bases 320 to 922 code for a protein of 200 amino acids. The transcript has 8 exons. Gene Ontology annotation, cellular component: mitochondrion. Gene Ontology annotation, biological process: positive regulation of apoptotic process; programmed cell death; proteolysis. NCBI's taxonomy places the organism in Eukaryota, Metazoa, Chordata, Aves, Strigiformes, Strigidae. The record is from RefSeq and is a predicted model, not a curated record. Gene Ontology annotation, molecular function: protein binding; serine-type endopeptidase activity.
GGUGGAGAAGACGGCGCCCGCGCUGGUCUACGUGGAGAUCGUGGGCAGGCACCCCUUUUCGGGCCGUGAUGUGCCCAUCUCCAACGGCUCUGGGUUCCUGGUGUCCCCGGAUGGGCUCAUUGUGACCAAUGCCCACGUGGUGGCGAACCGGCGGCGCGUGCGGGUGAAGCUGGCCAGCGGCGAGCAGUACGACGCCGUGGUACAGGACGUGGACCAGGUUGCAGACAUCGCUACCAUCAAGAUCAAGCCUAAGCACCCGCUGCCCACCCUGCCCCUCGGGCACUCCUCGGAGGUGCGGCAGGGAGAGUUCGUGGUGGCCAUGGGCAGCCCGUUCGCUCUGCAGAACACCAUCACCUCUGGCAUCGUCAGCUCUGCGCAGCGGGGCAGCCGGGAGCUGGGCCUGGCCGCCUCCGACAUGGAGUACAUCCAGACCGAUGCCGCGAUUGACUUUGGGAACUCCGGGGGCCCCCUCGUCAACUUGGAUGGUGAAGUGAUUGGGGUGAACACGAUGAAGGUGACCUCGGGCAUCUCUUUUGCUAUCCCCUCAGACCGGCUGCGGAAGUUCCUGCAAAAGGAGGAGCAGCGCAAAAGCUCUUGGUUUGGCAACACAGAGACAAAGCGCCGCUACAUAGGGGUGAUGAUGCUGACUCUGACACCGAGCAUCCUGGCUGAGCUGAAGCUGCGUGAUCCCAGCUUCCCCGAUGUCUCCUACGGAGUGCUAAUCCACAAGGUGAUCAUCGGCUCCCCGGCCCAUCAGGCAGGGCUGAAGGCGGGCGACGUUGUGCUGGAGAUCAAUGGGCAGGCAUCACGCCGUGCUGAGGACGUCUACGAGGCCGUGCGGACGCAGCAGAGCCUGGCCUUGCUGGUGCGGCGUGGCUACGACACGUUGCUGGUGAGCGUUGUCCCCGAGGUGACGGAGUAGCGGCACUGCCGCGCGGGCCGAGGGCGCGGGGCUGAGCUGUGUCUGCGCGCCGGCCAGGGACAGGUUGAGACCUGGAGAGGGACUGGAAGGGGCCAGGCAGAGGGGCCCGGCCCGGUGCUUGGGAAGACUCGUGGUACAACUGGUCCCCUCUGUACUCAAAUAAAGCACUUUUUUAGGGA